Messenger RNA from Paralichthys olivaceus (Japanese flounder), 4302 nucleotides. Its product is annotated as lysosome membrane protein 2-like. Lineage: Eukaryota; Metazoa; Chordata; Actinopteri; Pleuronectiformes; Paralichthyidae. Gene Ontology annotation, biological process: protein targeting to lysosome; receptor-mediated endocytosis. The record is from RefSeq and is a predicted model, not a curated record. Gene Ontology annotation, molecular function: scavenger receptor activity. Gene Ontology annotation, cellular component: cytoplasm; lysosome; plasma membrane.
CUGGGUGUCGCUCGAGACGGAGUGAAGGGACCGCGUGGUGCACAGCUUCAUGAUUAACCACGAGUAAACACACGCAGCCCGGAGACUACACAAACAACUCCCGUUGGCACUUUUCUUUUAAAGCUGCUUUGACACUGAGAAACUUUAUUCGAACUAAAGAGGGGGAGCAGCAGCAGGUGACUGAACCAAUAUCCGAGCUGUUCAUUCACAGCUUUCUCGGAUCUGUGUCUGAAGACUGAAGAAAAACUGCUCAUCCAUCCUCUGAGGGUCUGUGGCAGCACCUGCGACCAUGACGCGGAGAUCGUGCGCGAUCUACGCGGUGGGCAUCACCUGCGCCGGACUGCUGGUCAUCGGCAUCGGCCUGUUUGUGUUGCAGUCUUUCCGCACGCUGAUGCACAACCGACUCAAGAAGGAGAUUGUUUUGGUUGAGGGCAGCCGUGUGUUUGAGUCAUGGAAAACUCCUCCCCCUCCCGUCUACAUGGAGUUCUUCUUCUUCAACGUGACCAAUGCGGAUGAGUUCCUGAACGGGGCCAAGCCAGAGGUCAAACAGGUUGGACCCUACACAUACAGGGAGUACAGGUACAAGGACAAUGUGAGCAUGGUGGAGAAUGGCACAAUGGUGUCCGCGUACAACACCAAAAGCUUUGUGUUCCUGCAGGAGAGGUCGGUCGGUGAUCCCGCUGUGGAUCACAUCACCACUGUCAACAUCCCGGUGUGGGCCGUGAUGAACAAAGUGAAGGGGAGUUUCUGGAAAUCGUCCAUGGUGUCCGUCUGGAUGAAUACCUAUAAGAGUGGCCUCUUUACCACUCGCACCGUGGAUGAGUUGCUGUGGGGCUACGAAGAUCCCCUGCUGGCCCGCAUCAGUUCCACCACACCUGAAGUGGGGAAGAUCUUUGGCCUCAUGCACAAGAAAAAUGGAAGUAACGACGGGGAGUUUGUCUACCACACCGGGGAGCAGAAUUACAUGGAUUAUGGCCGGGUCCAAACGUGGAAAGGUCAAAGCACGCUGACGUUCUGGAAAAGUGACCAAAGCAACAGCAUCAAUGGAUCUGAUGGAAGUGCUUUCCAUCCCCUGCUGGAUAAGAAUGAGCGUAUUUACAUCUUCACCCCAGACCUCUGCAGAUCGAUCUACAUGGAGUUUGAAAAAGAAGUGGAGGUGAAGGGAAUCCAAGCAUACCGCUUCACACCACCACGCUCUGUCAUGGCCAGCAAGGAGGAGAACCCGGCCAAUGAGGGUUUCUGUGUCACCCCUAAGGAGUGCCUGGGAACAGGCCUCCUUAAAGUCAGCCCCUGUCGGAACGGUGCCCCGGUGGUCGCCUCCUUUCCCCACUUCUACCUUGGGGAUGAUAAAUAUGUGGCUGCCAUCGAGGGGAUGUCCCCACAGAGACAGCAUCACCAAACGUUCCUGGACCUCAACCCGACCACUGGAGUGAUUGUACGUGCAAACAAGAGAGCUCAGAUCAACGUCUUGAUGAACAGAAUUACUGGAUUCCCGAAAACAAGAGGCUUGAAUGACACAAUCUUCCCUGUCAUGUUCCUCAAUGAGAGUGUGGUCAUAGACGAGGCAUCUGCGGCGAGAGUACACAAGCUUCUGAGUAUUGUCAAUGUAGUGUCCAACUUCCCACUCAUGAUCGUGGGCCUGGGUGUCCUCAUGUUCUUAAUCCUCAUCGUCCUCCUGGUCCUCGCCCGCAGACAGAAGAAUGAAGUUAAGCGCAUUGUGUUUACCAAGGCUCAAUAUGCUACCUCUGCUGACGAGGACACCUCUUACUCUCCAGUCAACGACAAGGAAAAGGAUGAUCCCAAUAACGGAACGUAUAUUGGUUUGACACCUAAAGCUGACCCACAAGCCUGAGCGGAAGGAGGGAGGGGAUGAUUAGAGAGAAGCUGUGUACAUCGACAAUCUUCAGAAUUACAAAUAGAGAUUUGGGUUUUAUGCAGAGCCAAAAAAUAUCCACCAUGGAAAAGACAAAAUCGUUUUAAUAAUUGGAAAUCUGUUUAUUUUACUUUCGGGGCAGGGCGGGGGAACAGGGCAGAAGGUAGCUUUAGUCUCAAAUAUAGACUUUAUAUAAAGAUGGACAACAUGACAGCUCCCUAUUAGCAAAGCCAGAGCUUCUUGAUCGCCACCUGGUGGCUGGCUGCAGAGUAGGUCAUAAAUCCUUGCCUCCUCCAUGUUAGUGGAUGUUACAUGUACCAAACUAAAAAGUUGGUUUCUGUCAUUUUAAGUAGUUGUUAUCACGCUGGUUUUUGUUUUGCGAAUUUUUUUCUGUUGAGUUUGGUUUAAAUGAGCUAUUCGAUGCUAUAAAAUAGGUUGAAACAUUAUGAUUGACAGCUGAGACUGACUUAUUGGUCGAGUGUGUGCUACCGCAGCUCUAUACCCCCAGUUGCUACAGUGCUGUUCUCAGCCAUGAAAUUUCUGCUUCAUUUCAGGAUAGUGGGAGAAAGUGACGUCAUCCAUCUUUAACUGCAGUCUAUGGUCUGAUACGCACAGGGCUGUAUGUACUUAGUUUUACUCAUAGAGAACUGCCUAUGGUCUAGGAUGCAGUUCUGAUGGAGAACAGACAAGUUGCUUCUGUCCUAAACAAACAAAACACGCCCUUUAUAACCUGAGACGUUGGAUGAUUAUAUUUCAUGCUGUAGCCUCACCUUGUUCUCUGUUUGCCAAAAUGUUAUAAUGAUAUUAGCGACUACUACACAAAAGAGCAUAGAGGGUGAUUUGGGACCAGGGUUAUGAAAUCCAUAAUGUUUUGUGUUUUUUGGAUAUCAUACCUCACUCUCAGGGGUCCUCUGCUUCCAUAUUGUCACAGCAAGAGAAAGGAGAAACACAUAUAGCAUGUGUUCUUUUAAAUCAAUCCCUAUUAUUAUCAUUCACUUGCAUUUCAGCCUCAAGGUAACAUUUUAUUGGCUCUUAUUAUUUUUCUAUAUGUGAGUUCUACUUCGAGGGAUACAUGUGCUCUUCGUUGUCGUCGUACCUGAAAACCCUUCGGAGUGCGGCAUGUGUUUGUAUAUAUAAAGUGCAAGAUGCCCUGAACUGCUCACAUUCCUCUCACUGAAUGACGGGAAUGAAUAUCUGAUAAAACGCUGUAUAUUUUGGAUACUUCAAUAUUUGUAAAAUAAGACAUCCUUCUCUUUGUGUUUGUUAAUGUUAAUGUAGAAAUGUGUUGAAUGAAGGAUAUUUUAAGUUAGAGCUUCACAAAUGUCUCCUAGUGCCAUAUAACAAUCAUCUGGAGCCCUGAAUACUACAGGCUUUCUGGCUGAUUCUGAAUUUAUGUGUGACACGACAGUAGUGUACACUAACUGUCAUUGCCAUAUUAAGUGUAAUUCAGCUUAUUAUCAUUUCAAAUGUGCUUUUAUGAUGCUGUUGUUGUUGCAUUACUAGCAUCUCUGGUGCUGAAUGUGACACUAAAGCCUUUUUUUAUCUUUUAUUGUGUAAUGACGACUGCAGGAGCUUUCAUGUGUUCAGCAGUAGUAACUCAAAAACUUGUGAUUGUUCAAUAGUAAGAAAUGCUGUAGCUGUGCCUUGGAAACAAUCAGUGUUAUUGUGCCACAUUUGCCUUUAUGGUUUUCACAUAUUCUGUGAAAAAGCACACCACAUCAAACCAACUGAUCUACCCUCAAGUGAACAUCGUUUCUUCCAGCCAAACAAAAAUGGUGCUUGGAAUCUUUUAAAGCUUUUGUGUAGUAAAAGUGCCGAACUGCACUUUGCUCGAACUGUUUAUCGCCGUUUAGAGACGCAGCUGUCUCACUCGGAAUAUAUCUCACGUCAGGUGCCAUAGAAAAUGCUGCAGAGUUCCUACAUGUUAACUGUGAUGAGGUCCGUGUUUAUUUCUGCUUAUUUUUAUAGUUGAAACAUUUUCUGAGCAAGUUACUUCAGCUGCAAACAAUAGUGGAGAAGCUAUAACAUUUCACUGAGAGACUUUUUGCUUCCUCGUGUGAUUUUACUAUUUGUGUUCGAUGUGUACUUUAAUUCACUUAACAGUAUGCACAAUAAUAAAACUGAAUGAAUUAGAAUUUUUACAGCUUGAAUCAAUCAUUUUGAUGAUUAAAUAAACACACACAGUAUUAAUGUAGUGGUAAAAAGGAUAUUUUUGCUACACUGAUAAAAACCAAAACUCAGAAAGCAGAGUACAGUUUGUACACAGCACUUUUUGUGUCAUACUUUGAUUUCAGAUUGUACUUUCAGAAAUAAUCGUAAAAAUCAUGUAUUAUUCUGAUUGUCAGCCAUUUUUUCAAGCUUUGACUGUUAAUACUGUUUUUACUGUGUACACGAGGAAUAAAAGUAGUUUCAGUAAAUGUGUGUUCUGG